This is a messenger RNA of Esox lucius (northern pike), 1796 nucleotides long. It is a transcript of the gene sdhb, whose product is annotated as succinate dehydrogenase complex, subunit B, iron sulfur (Ip). The record is from RefSeq and is a predicted model, not a curated record. Gene Ontology annotation, biological process: aerobic respiration; tricarboxylic acid cycle; respiratory electron transport chain. Gene Ontology annotation, molecular function: 2 iron, 2 sulfur cluster binding; electron transfer activity. The transcript is spliced from 8 exons. NCBI's taxonomy places the organism in Eukaryota, Metazoa, Chordata, Actinopteri, Esociformes, Esocidae. Gene Ontology annotation, cellular component: mitochondrial membrane. Bases 72 to 920 code for a protein of 282 amino acids.
CUGCUUACGAAAUAUUGCAGUGCACUCUGGGAUAGCAGACACCGGGAGGUCAGAGAAACUUUAUAUUCAAGAUGUCGGUGAUUUGUUUUUCGUCCUUGGGUCGCUGUACCGCAAUGGCAUACCGUUCUUCCGCUGGAAUAGUGGCGGUCCGGUAUGCCCAGACAGCAGCAGCCACAGCCACACAGCCCAAAAUCAAGAAGUUUCAGGUGUACCGCUGGGAUCCAGACACGGUUGGGGACAAGCCUCGCAUGCAAACCUUUGAGAUUGAUCUCAACACUUGUGGCCCCAUGAUAUUAGACGCCCUCAUCAAGAUCAAGAAUGAGAUGGAUGGCACUCUAACUUUCCGUCGAUCGUGCAGAGAGGGUAUCUGUGGAUCAUGUGCAAUGAACAUCAAUGGAGGCAACACCCUGGCCUGUCUGAACAAGAUUGACACCAACACCAGUAAGGUGACCAAAAUCUACCCCCUACCGCACAUGUAUGUGGUCAAGGAUCUGGUCCCUGACAUGAGUAAUUUCUAUGCUCAGUAUAAGUCAAUCGAGCCCUACCUGAAGAAGAAGGAUGAGACCAAUGAGGGGAAGGAGCAGUAUCAUCAGACUGUGGAGGACAGACAAAAACUGGAUGGCUUGUAUGAAUGCAUCCUGUGCGCGUGCUGCAGCACGAGCUGCCCCAGCUACUGGUGGAACGGAGACAAGUACCUGGGACCUGCUGUUCUGAUGCAGGCCUACCGCUGGAUGAUCGACUCACGGGACGAGUUCACGGAAGAGCGUCUUUCCCAGCUGCAGGAUCCCUUCUCACUCUACCGCUGUCACACCAUCAUGAACUGCACUAGGACCUGCCCCAAGGGUCUGAAUCCAGGACUGGCGAUUGCGGAGAUAAAGAAGAUGAUGGCAAUGUACAAGGAGAAAAGAGCUGCUGCUUGAUCUCUGGUGGCAUUCAGCUCCUUAAAUUAUACUGUAAUUAACAAGCCCUAAUAGAGGUCUGCUUGGCCUGCACACCUGCCAACCUCAACACCUACACACUCCAACACCACUGACUGAUAGGGGACAUUCAAGGGGAAAUGGGCAUGGUCCUGUGUGUGUGUGUGUGCGCGCCCGCAUUCUCAAUUUGUGUACUUGUGGGUACCAGAUAUCCCCAUAAAAAUAGAGCAAUCAGAAAUAAUGUUCCAUACAGAGUUUUGGUCAGUCACCACAUGGGAACUUUUUUUUGCUUAGGGGAUUAGGUUUAGAGAAAAAAACUUGCUAUUGGGCAUAGUGUUUAAAUUGGGGUUACUUUCAGGUUUAGGUAUGACCAUUUAAGGUUGUGUUAUGUCUAGGUUAAGUUUAAGGCUAGGGAAUAAGGGAAAAUGUUUAGGUGGUUAGGAUACCUAUCCCCACAAAGAUUAAGAACAAAUGUGUGGACACGUAUUAACAGAGCUCUACACUUCCCUUUACUGGCAAAACAUGGUUACUUGUGUGUUGGUGGCCCAAAACAAAUAUUUUAGCCCACAAACUAGUGCACUAGAAUAAAAAAAAUCCAGGUGGCACACAAUUCCUGUGGAAAUUGGUGAACUGUAGAACCCUGUCUAAGUUUGUGAGACAUGGCCUGAUGAUUUAACUAGAACGAUGGUGUAUUCCGUAGUUAAUGCCCGUUGUUUGGUCAGUGUGUGAAUGUGGGUGGGUUUGAGUUUAGAGUCUGGUAGGUUAACAGACAUGUAUAACGUGUAUAUGAACUGCAGCUCUUCCAUCAUACCAGUAUACCUGCAUUAUUUAAUGGGAGUUUUCAUUUCAAUGUGUAAUAAAUAUUAACACUUUAAUGUC